AGCGCGGGCGGGGCGAGGCCGAGCGCGAUGGGGGCCCGCGGGCCGUGCCCGCCGCUGGCCCCGCUGCUGGUCCCCGUGGUGGUCCCGGCGCUGGCCCUGCUGGCCCUGGCGGGGCCCGCCCGCGCCCUGCAGAAUGUCACGGCGCAGCUCUUCGGGCCCGAGGCCCACGGAACGCUGGCGGCCUUCGGAGACUUCAACUCGGACAAGCAGACGGACCUGUUCGUGCUGCGCGGCGGAAAUGAGUUGGUUAUCUUCCUGGCUGACCAGAAGGAACCCUACUUCAAGCCCCGUGUUAAGUUACCAAUGAAAUCCCUGGGUGUUACCAUAACCAGUGUAGUUCCUGGAGAUUAUGAUGGAGAUUCCCAAAUGGAUGUCCUUCUGACUACCCAGGCACAAAGUCAUGGCAGAGAUGAACUUUCAGUGUUUAUUUUCUGGGGACACAACCAAACAUUAGAUCUUAACCAUAGAACUAUGUUAAAUAAGACUUUUCACGAUGAACCUCUAGUAAUGGACUUUAACGGAGACUUGAUUCCUGAUGUCUUUGGUGUCACCAGCGAUUCAAACAAGCCACAGAUACUGAUUGGCGGGAAUUUGUCAUGGCAUGCUGCUCUGGAAACUCAGAGUAAAAUGUAUAUACCACACUCCCAUGCUUUUAUAGAUUUAAAUAAGGACUUCACUGCUGAUUUGUUCCUUACUACAUCCCCAAAUUCCAAAACCAUUCAGUUUGAGACGUGGGUAAAUAAGGAUGGGAACUUCACUAAAGCUGGAAAAAGUAAGGAAAUGCCAAGUGGUGCGAAAGUUGUUGGACAGUCCGUGUUUGCAGAUUUUGAUGGGGAUGGACAGAGUGAACAUUUAUUACCAGUUUGUGAAGAUGAAGCAUGUCAAAGAAGUGCCAUCUACCUAACUAAGCUGGGAUUGGAUCAGUGGAUUCCUGUCUUACAAGACUUCAGAAAUAAAGACACAGUCUGGGGCUUUGUACCAUAUCAAAAUGACAAAUCUUCAACAGAAACUUCAUUUCCAAUUACCCUUCAUAUUGGAGAUUACAAUAUGGAUGGCUACCCAGAUGCUCUUGCUAUCCUAAAGAACACUUCUGGAAGCAACCAACAAGCAUUUUUACUAGAAAACGUCCCCUGCAACAACGUGAGCUGCAAGAGCAUCCGUCGCAUGUUCAAAGUGUUCUGGGAGCUCUCAGAUCUAAACCAGAUCAAAGAUGCAGUGGUAGCAACUUUCUUUGACAUAUAUGAAGAUGGAAUUUUGGAUAUCAUUGUGCUAAGCAAAGGCUACUCCAACAAGGACUUUGCUAUCCAUACAUUGAAAAAUAACUUUGAAGCAGAUGCCUAUUUUGUUAAAGUUAUUGUUCUCAGCGGCCUCUGUUCUAACGACUGUCCUCGGAAAAUAACACCCUUUGGAGUUAAUCAGCCUGGUCCUUACAUCAUGUACACCACUGUAGAUGCAAAUGGCUACCUGAAAAAUGGGUCAGCUGGACAGCUCAGCCAGUCAGCACAUUACUCUCUGCAGUUGCCCUACAACGUGCUGGGUUUGGGACGCAGUGCCAACUUCCUGGACCAUUUGUAUGUUGGCAUUCCUCGUCCCCUGGGAGAAAAGUCCAUAAGAAAACAGGAAUGGACAGCUAUCAUACCAAACUCCCAGCUCAUAGUCAUUCCCUAUCCUCAUAACGUUCCUCGAAGCUGGAGUGCCAAGCUGUAUUUGACCCCAAGUAACAUUGUACUGCUCACAGCUAUAGCCUUAAUUGGUGUCUGCGUUUUCAUCCUGGCAAUAAUUGGCAUAUUACACUGGCAAGAAAAGAAAGCAGAUGACAGAGAGAAGCGACAGGAGGCUCAUCGGUUCCAUUUUGAUGCUAUGUGACAUGCCUUAAUAUUUAUGAAGGAGCUGCUACUCAUUUGCUUAAUUGAAAUACUGAAUUCUGGGUUUUAAGAUUAUUACCGUGAAAAUACUGUUGGUGUGUUAUUUGUAAAUGUUGCAUUAUUUGGUAUUUAUUUGCAAAGUAUUAAAAUUAGACCUGAAUGUCUCUCAAGGCCUUUCUGUUAACAGCCUGUAUAUAAUAGCAUUUGGCCUUUAUUUAACAGAACUGUACAUUUCUUUUUCUUAGUAAAGGGAUCAAGUUGCAUGAACUUGUUUAUGUACCAAUUCUUUAGUAAUAUUUGAUAGAAAGAAAUAUGUGUAAAUCAAGUGUUGCCAUCUCAGCAAGCAAAAUACUUUGUACCACUUGAAUUGGUCUCGUCAUUUAUUCAUUCCUGCAAAAUAACCUGAUUUCUGAAAAUUAAACAUGAGCAAUUUCUCAGAUGACUUAAUUGUUAAUUCUUUUGAUUGUAUUAAAUGGUGCUUAAUCUAAAGUAUUCUGUAUUUUUCCUUGUUUAAAUCCAUCUCUGCAGUAGUUAAAGAACUUAGGAAUUAGAGAACCAAAAGAAACCUGCAAUGUAAUGCUGGUUCAGUCAUCAUGGGAUAGAUGCAGUAUUUAUGUGUGCUAGUUCUGGAGAGAAGACAACACAUUAAAAAAUUAAAAUCACAAAAAUGUAUCAGGAUUACAUAAACUGCUUUUAUAAUUAAAGUAUAACCAUAUUUAUUUUAGAACGGUCCAAAGUCAUUAUGAAAAUACAUAUGAGAAAGAUACAGGAUUAUUUGUUUGCUUUUGUUUUUCAACAAGUUAAAAGAAACAUUUUUGAGUAGAAAGAGAAUGAGGAUUGACACCUAAAAUUUAUUGCUAAGUGAUGAGAUGUACAAAGGUAAAAUAAGACUGUAGUAGGAACUCAGAACAAGCAAUGCACAUCAUCUAUGGACACUCCUAUGCCCAGAUGUCAUAAUAAUUACAUAAGAUGAGUAGCUCAACUCUAAAUAUUUAAAAUGGUGAUGAGGUUACUGUUGCACAGUGUACUUGGGAUCCUCGAAGAGUCUCUUAAGAAUAAUCAUGCUUCUCUUUUCCAUGAGUUUACAGUCUCCUAAGUUUUACUAGAUAUUUCCACUAUGCACUGCUCAGAUGCCAACACAGGAGACUUUCAUAUCACAGGACUGGGAUUAUUCAGGACAGAAUAUUUACUUAAUGUACACCUUUAAUAUUUCUCUAAGUGUCAUGAAAAGAUAAGAUUUUUUUUUUUAGAGAAAUAGUUAAUGCUAUUGGACUUAUUAAAUGACAUUGAUAGAAUUGGCUCCCAUCAGCAAAAGAAAGAACAGAUUUCAUUAUUAAAAAGAUGCAGAAUUUAAUAUAUUUUCCUGUCUUUUUCAGAUGGUUGGAGAAUAAUGCUAAAUGCAUAAUGCCACUGUGGCAGCAAAGUUGUCUGUAGCCCUCUAUCACAAUAUAAUACACACAGAUUAGCUUCCUUAUUUUUUUUUAAAAAGCAAUUAGGAAUAAAAUAACCUCAUGCUGACAUUUAAGCUGUUGUCAGGUUUACAAAACAACGAACUCACAUCUUUUGCUCUGAGGUAUUUUGCAUGCUCAGUAGUGCAUCAUUGCAUCACUAUAUACAUCACUGGUGCUUUAAUAGCUGUCUUAUAAUAAAGUUUUCCACAGGUUCUAACUACUCCUAGCUUGGCCCACACUGUAUAUGCAUAUGAUUUUGAAUUAAGGAAUUAAAUAUUGUUAAACUUCUUG
Empidonax traillii (willow flycatcher) is the source of this 3607-nucleotide messenger RNA. It is a transcript of the gene ITFG1, whose product is annotated as integrin alpha FG-GAP repeat containing 1. Gene Ontology annotation, cellular component: plasma membrane. The transcript has 18 exons. The record is from RefSeq and is a predicted model, not a curated record. Bases 28 to 1866 code for a protein of 612 amino acids. Lineage: Eukaryota; Metazoa; Chordata; Aves; Passeriformes; Tyrannidae.